AUGGAUUUUCGCUUUAACGCCGGCGAGAUGCCCCCUAACCCUAACCCUAACCCUAACCCUAAUCCUAAUCCUUAUCCGUCCACAGCCGAAUAUCCGACCCAUUACACAUACAACUUCAAUUACAAUUACUAUCAGCCGGCCGGCGUUGAUCCUCCCAGCAAAUUGUUUCAAAGCCAUCCUCAGCCGCCGCCGCCGGGAAUUGAUCCGGCGUAUGUGACGCCGCAGCACAAUUACUUUCACCCGGCCGGCGUUGAUUCUCACCUCAAUUUGUUUCCAAGCCAGCCUCAGCCACCGCCGGGAAUUGCUCCGGCGUAUGUGCCGCGGCCGGUGGCCGUUCAAUACGCGCAGCAACCACCCGGGUAUGAACCCCAACAAGGCGCUGCUAGUUUUACGAACCCAAAUGGUGCUGCUUAUUCUCAGGACCCUAACGCAAGCCAGGCAGCUGUUAUCUCGCCGUUUGUAUCCACUCCAUUUGCUGUGGGUUUACCUACCAAUCCAAAACCAAAAGCUCAAUCCAAAGGGAAGAAAAAAGGCUCAACGGCCAAGAAGAAUCAAAUUGUGCAAUCUGUAAGGUGUGAGGUCUGCAAGAUCGAUUGUACCUCAAACGAUGCCCUCAAGGAACACAGAUUGGGGAAGAAGCACAAAAAGAACCUCGAGAAGUUGAAAGAAAAAUUUCCUGUUUUACCCCUACCUACUCCUAACCCGGUUAUUCAUCCUCCACCCUUGCCCGUUGACACCUCAGCUCCAAUGGAUACACCACAGGUUGGGCCCGAUUUGAACCCAAAUCCAACAAAUCGACCGAUAAUCGGGCCUCAAGAGAAUCCGGAGAAGCCUAAACUCUCCAAUUCUCAGAAAGCACGUAAAAAGGCGGUCAGGUCUCAUAUUGAUGACUUGGAGACUAAGAGAAGAAGGGUUUUGGGAGAAGGAGCAGCUGCUGAGGCCCUUAGUGAAUGCAGUUUGUGUAAUGUGAUUUGCAUUGGUGAUGAGGUGUUAGCCUCUCACCUUGCUGGUAAAAAACAUGCUUUGAUGGUCAUGAAGUAUGAGUCUCGUGUGGAAGUUGCUAGGCUAAUGUUGAUUGCAAUUUGUAACUCUGGAUUUCAGGGCAAGACAGGCAUGCCCACCAUGAAAUGUACAGUC
Striga asiatica is the source of this 1137-nucleotide messenger RNA. The record is from the annotation of a GenBank genome assembly. NCBI's taxonomy places the organism in Eukaryota, Viridiplantae, Streptophyta, Magnoliopsida, Lamiales, Orobanchaceae.